AUGGCAGGCAUGCAGAAAAGGAAAAGGGAUCUCGAAGACCAAGACGUCAAUGGAAGCGAAGAAGACGACAUCGCCUUUGAUAUUGCUAACGAAAUUGCUUUAAAUGUUAGCGAAAGUGAUUCCAACGACUCCGACAGUGAGGUUGAAGCUGGUUAUGGGCCCAGUGAUGUUCAGGAUGUGAUCGAAUAUAGCUCCGAUGAGGAAGAAAGAAGGAAUAAUAAGAAGAAGGCUGAAGACAAGAACGCAAAGAAAAACAAGAAUAGUAAGAAGGAAGUAGCAGCAUUCCCGAUAUUGGAACUUUCAGACGAUGAAAAUAAUCCAUCUGGUAAAACUCAAGCAGGUGACGAUGAGGAUGAUGUCAAUGAAUAUUUUUCCACGAAUAAUUUGGAAAAAAAAAAGCAUAAAAAAGGUAGUUUCCCCAGUUUUGGUUUAUCUAAAAUUGUAUUGAACAAUAUUAAGAGGAAGGGAUUCCGCCAGCCCACUCCUAUUCAAAGGAAGACUAUCCCACUGAUUUUGCAAAGUAGGGAUAUCGUUGGUAUGGCACGUACCGGUUCUGGUAAAACGGCAGCAUUUAUCUUACCAAUGGUGGAAAAAUUGAAAAGCCAUUCUGGUAAGAUUGGUGCUCGUGCAGUGAUUCUAUCGCCUUCCAGAGAAUUAGCCAUGCAAACUUUCAAUGUCUUCAAGGAUUUUGCCAAAGGAACAGAACUAAGAAGUGUCCUCUUGACCGGUGGUGAUUCCUUGGAAGAGCAAUUUAGCAUGAUGAUGACCAACCCAGACGUUAUUAUUGCAACACCCGGUAGAUUUUUACAUUUGAAGGUCGAAAUGAACCUCGAUUUGAAGAGUGUCGAAUACGUUGUCUUUGAUGAAGCCGAUAGAUUGUUUGAAAUGGGUUUCCAAGAACAAUUGAAUGAACUACUUGCAUCUCUGCCUACAACAAGACAGACCUUGUUGUUUUCUGCUACUUUACCCAAUUCAUUGGUUGAUUUUGUUAAGGCCGGUUUGGUCAAUCCAGUUUUGGUCCGUUUAGAUGCAGAAACGAAAGUUUCAGAAAAUUUAGAAAUGCUUUUCCUAUCCACUAAAAACGCAGAUAGAGAGGCGAACCUAUUAUACAUUUUACAAGAAAUCAUAAAGAUUCCGUUAGCCACUAGUGAACAACUUCAAAAGCUUCAAAAGAGUAACAAUGAGGCAGAUAGUGACUCGGACGACGAAAAUGAUCGCCAGAAGAAGAAGAGGAAUUUCAAGAAGGAAAAGUUCCGCAAACAAAAAAUGCCUGCAGCUAAUGAAUUGCCUUCUGAAAAGGCAACUAUUCUGUUCGUUCCAACACGACAUCAUGUGGAAUACAUUUCUCAACUCUUGAGAGACUGUGGAUAUUUGAUUUCGUAUAUCUACGGUACUUUGGAUCAACAUGCUCGUAAACGUCAAUUAUAUAAUUUUAGAGCAGGUUUGACUUCCAUUUUGGUUGUCACAGAUGUUGCUGCAAGAGGUGUUGAUAUCCCAAUGUUAGCUAAUGUUAUUAAUUACACGCUACCUGGUUCAUCAAAAAUUUUUGUACAUCGUGUGGGUAGAACUGCAAGAGCUGGUAACAAAGGUUGGGCGUAUUCCAUAGUUGCUGAAAAUGAGUUACCUUAUCUACUAGAUUUGGAGCUAUUUUUGGGUAAAAAAAUUCUUUUAACGCCAAUGUACGAUAGCCUAGUUGAUUUGAUGAAGAAAAGAUGGGUAGAUGAGGGCAAACUGGAAUAUCAAUUUCAACCUCCAAAACUCUCCUACACCAAAAGACUCGUUCUAGGUUCAUGCCCAAGACUGGAUGUUGAAGGUUUAGGUGACCUUUAUAAAAAUCUUAUGACCUCUAAUUUUGACCUCCAGUUGGCAAGGAAAACAGCCAUGAAAGCAGAAAAACUAUACUAUAGAACACGUACUUCCGCCUCCCCUGAAUCUUUAAAGAGAAGUAAAGAGAUCAUUGCUUCCGGUUGGGAUGCCCAGAAUGCAUUUUUCGGUAAAAAUGAAGAGAAGGAGAAGUUGGAUUUUUUGGCUAAACUGCAAAACAGAAGAAACAAAGAAACGGUGUUUGAAUUCACGAGAAACCCAGACGAUGAAAUGUCAGUGUUUAUGAAAAGGAGAAGAAGACAACUAGCGCCAAUUCAACGAAAGGCAACUGAAAGAAGGGAGCUAUUAGAAAAGGAAAGAAUGGCUGGCCUUUCACAUUCUAUCGAAGAUGAAAUUUUAAAAGGCGAUGAUGGUGAGACAGGCUAUACUGUGUCCGAAGAUGCUUUGAGAGAGUUCGAAGAUGCAGACCAAUUAUUAGAAGCACAAGAAAACGAAAACAAGAAGAAAAAGAAAUCAAAGACUUUUAAAGACCCUACUUUCUUCUUAAGUCACUAUGCACCAGCUGGCGAAAUACAAGAUAAACAAUUGCACAUAACCAGUGGGUUCGCUAAUGAUGCUGCUCAAGCGGCUUACGAUUUAAAUAGCGAUGAUAAAGUGCAAGUUCAUAAGCAAACAGCCACUGUGAAAUGGGACAAAAAAAGAAAGAAAUAUGUUAACACUCAAGGUAUUGAUAAUAAGAAAUACAUUAUUGGUGAAAGUGGUCAAAAAAUCGCAGCAAGCUUCAGAUCUGGCAGAUUUGAUGAUUGGUCGAAGGCAAGAAAUUUGAAACCAUUGAAAGUUGGUUCUAGAGAAACAAGCAUACCAUCCAACUUUCUCGAAGACCCUUCACAAGGUCCUGGUGCAAGUGGUAGAACUGUCCGUGGGAAGUUCAAGCAUAAACAAAUGAAAGCACCUAAAAUGCCAGAUAAACAUAGAGAUAAUUACUAUUCACAAAAGAAGAAGGUGGAAAAGGCUCUAGAAGGAGGUAUUGCCGUCAAAGGAUAUAACAACGCUCCGGGUCUACGAAGUGAAUUGAAAUCAACUGAACAAAUUAGAAAAGAUAGGAUUAUGGCAGAAAAAAAACGUGCGAAGAAUGCCCGUCCUUCCAAAAAGCGUAAAUUUUAG
Messenger RNA from Saccharomyces paradoxus, 2988 nucleotides. It is a transcript of the gene DBP10, whose product is annotated as ATP-dependent RNA helicase DBP10. Gene Ontology annotation, molecular function: RNA helicase activity; ATP binding; RNA binding. The coding region runs from base 1 to 2988 and encodes 995 amino acids. Gene Ontology annotation, cellular component: nucleus. Lineage: Eukaryota; Fungi; Ascomycota; Saccharomycetes; Saccharomycetales; Saccharomycetaceae. The transcript has a single exon. The record is from RefSeq and is a predicted model, not a curated record.